CAAAUUUCCCAAUCAAGUAAGAAGGGCUAAGUUUUGAAAAUAACGCGAAAAUUCGGAGAUCAGGGGAGGGAGGGAGGUCUUUCUUCACUCUCCAAUUCUAACGGUAUGCUGUUCGUAUUGCUAACUUCUCCCAUGGGUUCUUCUACUCAUUGGUUUGCCUUCGUUUCCCAGAAGCAAUUCUGAAGCUAUCGAACAUCGAUUCAGAGGGACAAGAAUUCUACUGCCGAUGUCAGAAUUUUAGCAUUGAAAUAGUAGAUACUAUGGCAGUCGAUACCAAUUUGAAUUUCCAAUCUCUGUUCGAGAGUUUGAAGGUAGAAGAUCCAUGGCUUCCUCCAAGAACUUGGGAGUCCACCCCUUCACAAAGCCAACAAACUCAGCUCCCUUCCCGUUGUAGUGCUGGCAUUUCCUCUUCAGUCUCCGAGGCAAGUUUGGUUAGAUUGGCGAUGAACGCACUGCAAGGGCUCGAAUCAGCACUUAUCAGCGUGGAAAAUUUAUCUGCUGCCUUUUGUUCUGAUCCUUCGGACAGGACAUUCCAUCAAAUUCCAUCUCUAUGGAAUCGCUUUUCAAGUACGCAUGUUUUGGGAAAAAUACUCAGGUCCAUUGGCUGCGUUGGUUUUUUAGUUUUCCUGCUUCAUAAAUUCGUAGACCAUUUUACUGAAUUGGGUAUAGACGAAACAUUUAAUCAGACGAGUAAUCAACCUAAGCUUGAAGAAUGCAAAAGUAAUGAUGACCGUAAAGUGAUAGAGAAACGAUGCUCCCAAAAGAGUCUUGUUAAUCAGGCAUUUGCAGUUGCUCUGAGAAAGAUUUUGGAAGGCUAUAUGUGUGCACUAGAUUCGUUGCAUGCUUCUGUAGGCUUGAGAAGAACGGCAAAAGUGCCUGAAGCGUCGUUUCUUGAAUCAUCAGUGGAAGGAUGUCUUAUGAGUGUGGUGCAUUCUGAAAUAACAUUAUUGGAGGUGUACCUUCAUACGAGGGAAUUAAGAAUUCAGAUUGAAGUACUUGGAAACAUAUGUAACUUGCACAAUAUAGCCAAUUGCUUCUCAUUGUUACCAUUUCAAGACCUAAUUGAUAAGGCAACCUCUGAAUUUUGUAAUUUUCAUAGGGGAGGAGACUUGCUUACAUAUUUGUACACCCAACUACAGGUUGCUGAUCCUGCUCACUGUGCCGUACUCAAGUUUCUGUUCCUCCGUUCAUGUGAACCGUAUUGUGCCUUUAUUAGAUCAUGGAUAUACAAAGCUGAAGUUGUUGACCCUUAUGCAGAGUUCGUAGUAGAAUAUGUUGAUGUUAAAACACCUAAUCUCAAUACUGCUGGAGUCUCCAGUUUCCCAGUAGCAUGUACAAGGGAGAGAGAAGGAGCUUCUAUUCCUUGUUUUAUGAAGGAAUUAUUGCUUCCCCUUCUCAGAGCUGGCCAGCAGCUUCAAGUAUUAGUGAAAUUACUUGAAUUGGGUACUUCUGUUGCCACGGCAAAAUGUACUUGUGAUGAUUUUCUUCCUUGUUGGACUGGCUUUUCUAGCAAUCAUAUGUGCUACGAAUCUGUAAUCUCUUUCAGCAAAGAAGAUGUAGAGGCCAGGGUUUCUGCAAGGAAUAUUUACUAUGAUAUGAUGCAGAAAAAGUUUGAUAAUCUUUCGACUAAAAUGGAGUUCAGAUGUGAGCAGGUGGUUCCAGAUGAUGCAGUAUCUAUGAUCCUUGCUCAUGUUGGAGGAAGAAUAAGUGCACCUUUGUCAAUUGAGUCAGGAAGUAGCAUAGUUGUUACAGAAGUGGACAGAAGGAGCUCAAUUAUGUUAAAAGACAAGACAGAUCAUGACGACUCUAGUAGUUCAUUGGAUGCGACUGAUGUUGCAGUGGACAUGUAUGAUUCCCCUGGAUGCCAAUCCUCAAUUAGCUGUGAAGAUCAAAUUGAGUUUGAUCAAAGGAUUGAGCCUUAUGAUAGUAUGGGUGUGCUAAAAGAAAAUCAUUUUUCUUCUUUAAGCUUCUCCAAGAAUACUUUGAAUAUUAAUUCUUUGAGAAAGCCUUCUCAACGUGAAGGAGGAGUAUUUCAUGUAGGAAGUGUUUUGGAGAAGACUUUUACGAAGAUAGAUGAUGUCAAAAACAAUGCCUUAAGUUCAAGUGAUACGUCUUUGUUCUUUGACUUAGCUAAUUGGUCAUGGAAUUCUGAUGCCACUUGCACUGGUUAUUCAGAUAUGGAUUCCUUGGAUUUUGAUAUCAGGAAAGAUGGGAGAAAUUAUGAAGUCCAUUUUGGAGGAAUAUCUCUUUCUAGGAAGAGGAUUGGCAAUACCAGUGUUGCAAAGGAUGACUCAUUGAACAAUCAACUUGAUAAUAUUCCACGUGCUUCUAAUUUGUUCAUGUUACAACCACAGAAUCACAAUUACUGUAGCAACUUUUUUAGUUUGAACCCAAUGGUUACCAGAAAUGCUUUCCUUCCCAUGAUGAGGAAGCCUGAUCAGAGACAAGCUAGUGCCUUUGGUCAAUCUUUUCCUUUCUUUGAUUUUUCUGCUGUAGAGGAUCCUUGUAGGGUACGUGCAGAAAAAAUAUUGCCUAGUUCUGGAGCUGAAUCUUUAUGUGGCGGGAACUCUCAAGGUCCUGCUACUAAUAGUAAAAGCAAUGACUCUAGUGAACGAGAAUGUGGAGGGGAUAUUUUUGUGGACAAUACCAUAUCUUACAAUGACAGAGAAAAUAUUUCAACAAAUGUUUCUGGUGGAAGGAGCUGGGAAACUACACUUUGUACUGCAAGCAAGAGAACUGUUGAUAAGAGUGCUGAAGGUCAGAGGCUAUCUUGUUCAGGAUUGUUCGAGUUACCACUUGAUUUCGUUAUUCACAAAUGCUUAGUGCAAGAAAUAAUCCUGCAUUAUUCCUAUACCACUGCCAGAUAUACUUAUGUCAGCAAGUUAACUGUAAAGUUACUAGAUGAAGGAUUUGAUUUGCAAGGGCAUCUUCAUGCAUUGCGGCGCUACCACUUUAUGGAAUUAGCGGAUUGGGCAGAUUCAUUUAUCACAUCUCUGUGGAAUCAUAAGUGGUGUGUCAUAGAGGCAGAUAGUAAGCUUCAAGAUAUUCAAAGUUAUCUUGAAUUGUCUGUUCAAAAGUCAUCGUGUGAACAUGACCGCAACAAGGAUAGAUUAUUUGUCUACAUCAAAGAACAGUGCACUCUACCCCUUUCCAAAGCAACCAUCGGGAUUGAUUCAUUUGAGUUUCUAGGUUUGGGAUAUCAAGUAGAGUGGCCGAUCAAUAUCAUUUUGACCCCUGCUUCAUUGAAAAUAUAUGCUGAGAUUUUCAGUUUUCAUGUUAAAGUGAAGCUUGCUGGUUUCUCUCUAACCAAAGUUUGGUCCUCAUUGAAGGACAUGGUUAUCUUGGUCCGUCAGAAUCGCCAUUCCAAACUUAUUAAUCAGGAAAUCCAGCAUUUCAAUGUUUUGGUGAAGACUAGGCAUGAAGUCAACCAUUUUGUGUGUGUAUUACAGCAUUAUGUGGAGUCUCAAUUAUCACAUUUAUCAUGGUGUAGAUUUCUUCAAUCUCUUCAACUUAAGGCAAAAGACAUGAUGGACCUGGAGUCAAUGCAUAUGGCAUAUCUAACUGAUGCACUACACACAUGUUUCUUAUCUGAAGAAACCCGAUCUGUGGCUGGUAUCAUUAAUCAAAUCUUGCAAUGUGCUCUAGAUCUCCGAUGUUGUUUUACUGGUGACAUGUGGAAUACUCAAGUUGAUAAUGCAGCUUCUCCAAGGAGACUUUCUGGGAUCAACAAGUCUCAGAUACUUGCAGUAAAGAAGAGAUUUGACAAAAACAUGAAGGAAUUGCACCUAUUUUAUUUGAAGUCACCUAAGGUUGGAGAGUUUGGGCUAUCUCGACUUUGGGAAUCUCUCGAUUACAACUAUCACUACUCUGACACUAGUAAUGAAAUGAGUUACGCUUUCUCAGUCUAAUGGUAAAUUUCAAACCAUAAAAUAUGGUUUCGAAACAAAAGGAGUGAUUGAGUCCGACUCAAGCGAGUGAGUGAGGUCUUUGUAAUGUUUGUAACAUUGAAUUAGAAGAUUCGAGGUGGGGUAGUUUCUACGACACUUGAAUGUUUGUUAUUAGAACCACGUUGCAUUCAAGAUGUCUUAGUGAUGAUGCUAUGUUGGCCCUUUACACAAAGGACUGGUUUUUGUAAUGAGUGUAGUAAUGUUAUUACUUUGGUCUUUCUGUUUCA
This is a messenger RNA of Benincasa hispida (wax gourd), 4174 nucleotides long. The record is from RefSeq and is a predicted model, not a curated record. Lineage: Eukaryota; Viridiplantae; Streptophyta; Magnoliopsida; Cucurbitales; Cucurbitaceae.